GAGCGGCGAAAAGCCAGCAAAAGCGAUGAAUGGGGAAUGAAGGAGCCGUGGAGCUAACCAAGCCGGGCAGAGAGGAGACGAAGACCGCCUGAGUGGACAUUCUUCCGGCAGAGGUUUGAACGCUUGCCGUUGGUUUCCCCGGGCGGCGCGUCAUGGCAGCCCUGCGCCAGAGGAAGGGCAGCCGGGGUAAGGAGCCCCCACAGAGCCCCCAUGCAGACUCUCAGCCUCAGCAGCGUCACCAGGCCAACUGUUGCUCCCGGCAUCAUCGUCAUCACCAUGACGACCUUCUGCAGGGUGAUUGGUCGUGGGGGUGUAUCGUGUGGACAUCGGUGGGCUGGUCGGUGUCGGUCGGUCUGGGCCUGCUGUGCUGCAUGUACAUGGCCACGCUGCACGAGAACGACCUGUGGUUCUCCAACAUCAAGGAGGUGGAGCGUGAGAUCUCCUUCCGGACCGAGUGUGGACUGUACUACUCGUACUACAAGCAAUUGUUGAACGCUCCAUCCAUACAGGAAGGAUUGUCUGAGUUGAUUCACGAUAACUUGACGGAGUCUAAGCGGACCAUCAACCUCCUGCAGAGGAUGAACAUCUACCAGGAGGUCUUCCUCAGUGUUCUUUACAGGCUGCUGCCCAUACAGUCCUACCUGGAGCCCAUGUACUUCUACAUCUACAGCGUGUUCUCGCUGCAGGCGGUGUACGUGAUGGCGCUGUACCUGACAGCGUGGCUCCUGUCCGGCUCAUGGGUGGCCGGCGCGCUGGCCGCUGUCUGGUACAUCCUCAACAGGGUGGACACGACCCGUGUGGAGUUCACCAUCUCGCUGAGAGAGAACUGGUCUUUGCCCUUCCUGGCGCUGCAGGUUGCCACCAUCACAUGCUACCUGAGGCCUCAGCUGGGCACCUUGCAGCAGAAGGUGAUGGUGUGGCUGAUGUACGUGUGCAGCUUGUGCUUCUGUGUGACUUGGCAAUUCAACCAGUUCAUCUUUCUGGUUCAGGCCCUCGUUGUCUACACGCUGGAUUGUGUGGACGUGCUCACCACCGCACAGGUGACCACACUGUAUUUGGUCCAAGUGAGCGCUCUGCUGAGCGUGUGGCUCCUGCAGUUCUUCAACGCCAUGAUCCUGGGCUCCUUGGUGCUCAGCUUCAUCGUGGCGGCCCUCAUCGUGCGUCAUUUUCACCGUUCUCUGAAGACAGGAAGUGUUCUGGUGCGAGUGUUCAAGCUGUUCAUCCACAGCACCGCCGUCCUUCUCCUCACCUUCGCCCUCAACUUCACGGCCAAGAAGGUGCUGCAGCUGCGAUCAGACGAACACAUCUUUAAAUUCAUCAAGUCAAAGUUUGCCUGGGGGCCGACGAGGGACUUUGACGCCAACCUGUAUCUGUGCGAGGAAGCCUUCGGUGCGCUGCCACUGGACACUCUGGAGCGUCUGUCUGCCACCCUUCUGCUGGGCCCCUACGCCCUCACGCUCGUCCUGAUGGGCGGCACCCUGGCGCUGGCGGCUCUGCGGAACCUCAGGCCAAAAGGUGGCGCAGCGGAGAGGAAAGUGGAGGGUCCGGCGGCGGCGGCGGCGUCCUUUCGUCCCGACGUGGCCUACAACCUGCUGCACACGCUUUUCUACGGCCUGCUGGCCUUCAGCACGAUGAGGAUGAAGUACAUCUGGACGGGGCACAUGUGUGCCGUGGCGGCGUACGGCGUGUGCGGGAGGGACGUGUGGACGAUGCUUCUUCACGCUCUCCGAUGCAACACUAAAUUCAUAGUCCGAUUGGCGCGAUAUGCCGCGCCUCUGGCCGUGAUGGUCUUCCUCUAUUACAAGUUCUGGCCCAAGAUGGUGGAGGAGCUGUCUGACUUGAGGGAGUUCUACGAUCCAGACACUGUGGAGCUCAUGACCUGGAUUAGUGGAUGUGUGUGUUUGUGUGUGUGGACCCUGACUGAUGAGAGCCCAGGGGUCUUGAUGAAUAAGACAUAAGGGGCUGCUGGAAGAGGCCCGUUUUUGGGCACAGCUCCGGUCGCCGCCGACCCCCCGCGUGAGAGUCUCCGUGGUCGGGCUGCUGAUCGAGAGCGUCGGCCUGACGGGAUCUCAGCCUUGGAAGUCUCACGCCGUGCGCUUAACUUCAUUUGCGGGAGCCUUCUCUUGACUCCAAUGCAGACUGUUGGCGUGCUGCUGUUCUGGUUAGCAACAGAGUUCAAAUGGUGCUCAGGUGUCUAUGCUUUAAUGAAUGUGUAAUGUGUGGGUAAGUGUUGGUUAGAGGCUUGGGGGUUUAAAACCGUUAGGGUUUCUGAGUAGGGUUUAAUGCCAGGGUCAGGGUUUCAAGACAGGAUUAGGGUUUGGAAUUACAGUGUCAACACAGGGUUAGUGUUUUUGAGUAGGGUUUCAAGAAGACGUUUGGGUUUCAAAGUAGGGUUUUAGGCCUGGAUUCGUUCUUCAGAUUAUGGUUUCACGAGAGGGUUAGGCCUGGAUUACGGUUUUAAAUUAUUGUUUUGAGAACACGUUAGGGUUUCAAAGGAGGUUUUUAAGGCAAGGUUAGGGUAUCAAAUUUAGCUUCCAAGACAGAGUCAAGGUUUCAAAUUUGGGUUUCAUGCCUGGAUUUGGGUUUCAAAAAUAGUUUCAAGAGAUGAUUAGGGUUUAAUUAAGGUUUUCAAACAUGGAUUAUGGUUUCAAAGUAGAAUUUCAAGACUCACUAGGUAGGUGCUGCUGUUUUGAUUAAAACCUGAGUUUAAUUGGGACCAUUUGUUUUCUUUCUCCUUGUGGUUUGCGUGUGACCAAUUUAGGUAUUUUAGCAUUAUCGCACUGUUAUUAUUAUAUUACAACACAGUUAUUACUCUGAUAGCUGUGAUUGCCUUGGCUGCUAACGCUAAAAUGCUAAUGUGCGUGCGUGUGUGCGUGCGUGUGUGACACGGGUUCCCUUGCCUCAGGAGCUAAUCCCAUUAGGCUGCCAGGAUUAUAUGGGCUGUGUGGAAUUACUCCGGCAGGGAGGAGCGCUAAACUAAGCCUGGCCACCGCGCUAAUUACAUUCCGCAUGAAAGCGUUACGGCGGCGAAGGAAGCUCGUCUUACGGCCGCCGCGUCUGAGCUGAGCGGGGUUAUUAGGUUCCGUGCGAGGAAAUCACGCUGACUUCAAGCGGCGCCGCCUGUAACAAGGAGCGGAAAAAAGAUGGAUGCCUUCAUGCUGAUGUUUUUGUAGUUUGAAGAAAUGCUCAUUUGAGAUUGCCGCGUGAUGCAACUCGUUAUUUGACACGGUGGGUGUUCAAAAAGCAACACCAAGAAAUCCAAACAUACAUUUCCUGUUGUGGUGGUCC
Messenger RNA from Phyllopteryx taeniolatus (common seadragon), 3288 nucleotides. It is a transcript of the gene dpy19l3, whose product is annotated as dpy-19 like C-mannosyltransferase 3. Gene Ontology annotation, molecular function: mannosyltransferase activity. Gene Ontology annotation, cellular component: nuclear inner membrane. NCBI's taxonomy places the organism in Eukaryota, Metazoa, Chordata, Actinopteri, Syngnathiformes, Syngnathidae. The coding region runs from base 153 to 1958 and encodes 601 amino acids. The transcript has 17 exons. The record is from RefSeq and is a predicted model, not a curated record.